Colletotrichum orchidophilum is the source of this 1134-nucleotide messenger RNA. RefSeq lists its product as uncharacterized. Lineage: Eukaryota; Fungi; Ascomycota; Sordariomycetes; Glomerellales; Glomerellaceae. The record is from RefSeq and is a predicted model, not a curated record. The transcript is spliced from 4 exons. Bases 1 to 1134 code for a protein of 377 amino acids.
AUGGCGGCAUCCACGGCCGACUACCAGAUUGCCUCGCUGGCCGCGGGCUUCACUAUCGGCUUUGGGUUCUUGACAGUAUGGGAGGCCAUGAAACAGACGAGGCGGAAUCGCAACCCUCUGCGAAGCACAUACAUCUACAUGAUGUGGGGUGAAAUCAUCGCCAACCUCGUCAUUGCCGUUAUUGGGUGGUUAUUCUUGGAUGGUAUAUUGGGGCCAACGGUCCCAGUCUUAUUCUUUAUCCUGUUCUUAUGGGUGUGGGAGAUCCAGUUGCUGAUGCAAAUCAUUAUCAACCGUAUCGCCGUCAUUGCGGAAAGCCAAAAGACCAUUCGCGUCCUGAAAUGGGGAACAGCUAUGGUUAUUACCAUGAUCAACAUUGCUGUCUUCUGUAUCUGGAUUCCCUCCCACCUCAAUCCUCCUGUCAGCCAAACAUACGUCAACAUUAAUCACUAUUGGGACCGUCUCUCCAAAAUCCUCAUUCUCAUCGUCGACGCUGGUCUUAAUUGGUACUUUCUUCACGUCGUCAAGGCUCGCCUACUAAAUCAACAUGGCCUGGUGAAGUACAAGCCUCUGGUUGGGUUUAAUGCGAAGCUCAUGGUUCUAUCAAUUGCAAUGGACGCUAUGCUGAUUGGUCUGAUGUCCCUUCCCAACCAAGUCGUCUACAUUCAGUUCCACCCUGUCGCCUACAUGGUCAAGCUCAACAUCGAGAUGUCCAUGGCCUCAUUGAUCACACGCCUCGCCAAGGAUCAGGACAGCGGAUUGAGAUUCAACUCUCUUUCCUACUCCCAGGGGAACUCCCGAAGUCAUCGCACAAACCCUACUGGCCUCGACAACGGUCACAAUGGGCAUCGCGAAACUGGCGGCCUCAAGAGCUUCCACCGCGCCAGCGUUGGAGCCGUCCCUGAAGAUAGAGACCUUGAAGCCAUUCGGGAAGCUAGAACCGGCAUCCACCGAAGAGUCGACGUUGAAGUCCGCGUCGAGUCGCAUUCGUCCAAAUCGAAUCCUGCGUCAUCUUUCGGCGGGCGCCACGAUGAUGCGGCGAGCGGAAGCUCAUUCUACAAGGUUGGUGACGAAGACUCGCUGACCAGCAACCCCGGUCAUCCUCGGCCAUCGGAGAAGAAGGAGAUGAGGGGGUAG